AAGCGCUCUCAAUAAACUUUCUUCUUUCGUAUUUCUUUCUGGUUUUUGUUUUCAAUUUUUAAUGGCGGCCAAAACUGAAGGCAAGGCAAUUGGGAUUGAUCUCGGGACGACGUACAGUUGUGUUGGUGUAUGGCAGAAUGAUCGAGUUGAGAUUAUUGCCAACGACCAAGGCAACCGGACGACGCCGUCCUACGUCGCUUUCACUGACACCGAGCGGCUCAUCGGUGAUGCGGCGAAAAACCAAGUCGCCAUGAACCCUCAUAACACCGUUUUCGACGCUAAACGUCUCAUCGGUCGUCGAUUCUCGGACCCAUCGGUGCAAGCCGACAUGAAGCAUUGGCCUUUCAAGGUCGUUCCCGGUCCCGAUGAUAAGCCGAUGAUCGUGGUUAAUUACAAAGGUGAAGAAAAACAGUUCGCUGCCGAAGAGAUUUCUUCCAUGGUGUUGGUCAAGAUGAAGGAGGUUGCCGAGGCUUACUUGGGGCAAACCAUUAAAAACGCUGUCAUCACCGUGCCGGCUUAUUUCAAUGACUCGCAAAGGCAGGCCACGAAAGACGCCGGCGCCAUUUCGGGGCUUAAUGUUAUGAGGAUUAUCAAUGAACCGACGGCUGCUGCGAUUGCUUACGGUCUUGACAAGAAGGCGUCGAGGUCCGGCGAGAAGAACGUCUUGAUUUUCGAUCUGGGCGGCGGUACUUUCGAUGUUUCGUUGUUGACAAUUGAAGAAGGGAUCUUUGAAGUUAAGGCAACUGCUGGGGAUACUCAUCUUGGCGGCGAAGACUUCGACAACAGGCUUGUUAAUCAUUUCGUUCAAGAAUUCAAGAGGAAACAAAAGAAGGAUAUUAGUAGCAACGCAAGGGCUUUGAGGAGGCUGAGGACUGCAUGCGAGAGAGCGAAGAGGACACUUUCAUCGACUGCUCAAACCACCAUUGAAAUCGAUUCACUCUAUGAGGGAAUUGAUUUCUAUUCCACUAUUACAAGAGCAAGGUUCGAGGAGUUGAACAUGGAUUUGUUCAGGAAAUGUAUGGAACCCGUCGAAAAAUGUCUUCGGGACUCCAAAAUCGACAAGGGUCAAGUCGAUGAGGUUGUACUUGUUGGAGGGUCGACACGGAUUCCCAAAGUUCAGCAACUUCUGCAAGAUUUAUUCAACGGGAAGGAGCUUUGCAAGAGCAUAAACCCCGAUGAGGCUGUCGCAUAUGGCGCUGCAGUCCAGGCAGCUAUUCUGAGCGGUGAAGGGAACGAGAAAGUCCAAGAUUUGCUUCUUCUUGAUGUUACCCCUCUCAGCCUUGGGCUUGAAACUGCUGGUGGAGUGAUGACAGUGUUGAUCCCAAGGAACACAACGAUUCCCACCAAGAAAGAGCAGAUUUUCUCUACUUAUUCGGAUAAUCAGCCUGGGGUUUUGAUUCAAGUCUACGAAGGUGAAAGGGCUCGAACCAAAGACAACAAUUUGCUCGGUAAGUUUGAGCUAACAGGGAUCCCACCGGCACCGAGAGGGGUUCCUCAAAUCAAUGUCUGCUUCGACAUCGAUGCGAAUGGUAUCUUGAACGUAUCUGCCGAAGAUAAGACUGCAGGGGUGAAGAACAAGAUAACAAUUACAAAUGAUAAGGGAAGGUUGAGCAAAGAAGAGAUUGAAAGAAUGGUGCAAGAGGCAGAGAGGUACAAGGCAGAGGACGAGGAAGUGAAGAAGAAGGUGGAGGCCAAGAAUGGGCUCGAGAAUUACGCUUACAAUAUGAGGAACACUGUGAAAGACGACAAGUUUUCAGGGAAACUCGACCCCGCAGACAAACAGAAGAUUGAGAAAGCUAUUGAUGAGGCAAUUGAGUGGCUUGAUGCGAACCAACUGGCAGAAGUUGACGAAUUUGAGGACAAGUUGAAGGAAUUGGAAGGGAUAUGCAAUCCAAUUAUUGCAAAGAUGUAUCAAGGUGCUGGUGGGGGAGAUGUGCCGAUGGGUGGUGGUGCUGAGAUGCCUAAUGGCGGUGGAAGUGGUGGUACUGGACCCAAGAUUGAGGAAGUGGAUUAAAUUUAAGUCUCAUCAAUAGGAUUUGGGUUGGCCUUGGAUAUAUGAGAUGAGUUGCUGUUGUGUCUAUUUCCCUGUGUUUAACUUUUGCUUUGGUUUGUGUAAUGCCCUAUGUGAGGCUGUACUUGAGACGCAUGAUUGUUGAUCGGAAACAUAAUCAUGCAAUAAAAACCUUGGAAAGUUUUAAUCAGUCUAGCAACAACGUUGAUAUAAAUCUUCAAUUUCCCAUAA
Messenger RNA from Hibiscus syriacus, 2242 nucleotides. RefSeq names its product heat shock 70 kDa protein. Gene Ontology annotation, biological process: protein refolding; cellular response to unfolded protein. The coding region runs from base 62 to 2014 and encodes 650 amino acids. NCBI's taxonomy places the organism in Eukaryota, Viridiplantae, Streptophyta, Magnoliopsida, Malvales, Malvaceae. The transcript has a single exon. Gene Ontology annotation, molecular function: ATP hydrolysis activity; ATP binding; heat shock protein binding. Gene Ontology annotation, cellular component: cytoplasm. The record is from RefSeq and is a predicted model, not a curated record.